Molecule: messenger RNA, 699 nt
Organism: Topomyia yanbarensis
Lineage: Eukaryota; Metazoa; Arthropoda; Insecta; Diptera; Culicidae
Exons: 4
Coding region: 1-699 (232 amino acids)
Source: RefSeq, a predicted model, not a curated record
AUGGGAUUGCUGGAGCAACAGAAACGUCUUCUUGUGUUGCUGAACAUAUUUGGAGUUGUUCCUAUACAUGCCCUCUUGAACAAAGAUAAAGUGCAUAGGGAUUCGUCGUGGCGUUAUGUUAGUUACGUUUUAACUGUACAGACCGUUUUAGCCCUUAUAGGCACUUUGGAAAUUGUUCUACCUACGGGACUGGAAGAUCUUCCAAACAUGGAUAAAACAUCACGAUUCGUUUCAAUAACAGGAUACUGUCACUGGCAUGUUAUCCUAUUUCUAAUUUCACUUCACAGUGCGAUUUAUUCCGAAAAACUAGCCAAGUUGUAUGCGAUUAUCGCCACAAUUGAACGGACAUACAGUCAGAUAAUCGACGCUCUUCAGGACAGUGACCUGCUGUUUGGAAUGUUGCAAGCAUUCAACAAUUAUUAUGGAUUGUUUAUGAUUGGAAUGUGCAUGACGGCAUUUUUGAGGAGCAGUUUUGUUUUGUGGAAGCAGUAUUAUGACAAACAUCUAAAUGGCGAAUCAGUAGACGAUGAUAGUAGUGCGCUAAUCAAAUCGUGGACGCGAGCAGCUGACAACAGAUUCCCAACACCGAAUCUAGUUGAGGAUCAGAAGGAAAUCAUAUGGUUGAAGAAUAAUAAAGAUCAACUGCCAUGUGACAGAGCAGAAAAGGAAGCCAAAGUGGUAUUCAGGGCACAAAACUGA